This is a messenger RNA of Besnoitia besnoiti, 4071 nucleotides long. RefSeq lists its product as uncharacterized. NCBI's taxonomy places the organism in Eukaryota, Apicomplexa, Conoidasida, Eucoccidiorida, Sarcocystidae. The coding region runs from base 1 to 4071 and encodes 1356 amino acids. The transcript is spliced from 7 exons. The record is from RefSeq and is a predicted model, not a curated record.
AUGUCGGCCUCUGCGUUCGCCGCAGCGCCUGCGGCGCGCGGAGAGGAUGUCACCACCCCCCUUCCAGCCUCUGCGGCGGGCUCCGAGGUGGCAGGGUCGCAGGAGUUCAGCCCAGGGACUGCAGCAGGGAGGUCGCUCAGCGCGUCUCUCUCGCGCGAUUACGGGUCACUCGGCUGGGACUGCGCCCGCGGCGUCUCCACGACGGACAACCUCAAAGUUCUCCUGCUCAAGGCGCUGCUCAAGCUGCAGCAGAACGGCGGAAAUGGCGGCAGCUCCCCUGCCGGGGACCCCCAAAAAGACCGAUUGAUUUGCGAGAUGCAGGCGCUCCUGCAAGCACAGCGCGAAGGCUCGCAUGAGGCAACCGCCACAGGCGCAGGCGCUUUUGAAAAGCCUAAAGACGGAGAGAAAGGCGAGGAUUCAUCGUAUCCGCAAACGCCGCAGUCUCCGGGCUCUCUUCUGCGGAUGUACAGGGAAAACCUGAAGGUCAUGGACAUCGACUUCAAGUCGCUGAAGGAAGAGCGCUCGCUGUUGAAGAAGCAGCAUGCAGAACUGUUCAGCGAACACAAGAAGCUGGACGUCAGCCUGCAACUGAUUCUCAAGGAGAUUGAAGAGUUGAAGGAGAGGGAGCGGGUCGAAGUCAACACAAAUGUGGUUCUAAUGCAGUUCAUUGUCACGGUCGUCCGCUUGUUGCUCGACGCGCUCGUGGAAAAAAAGAGCGUUGACGCCGUGCUUCUGACUUUGCGGCAAGAGUUGGAGACGCUGAAGGUUUCCUCCCAUCCGGAGUCGCUCCUGUCUGAGUGCUACAGGAGCCUCCGCAAUAUCAUUGAGCACACGCCGAGGAAUGCAGGCACGUCCGACGCGUCCGCGGGCGCAGAGAAGCGGCGAGAGGAGAGAUGCAGCAGGUCGGCCUGUGGCGUUUUGCUUCGCGUCAUGGAGACGCACACGGAGAGCUCCAUUGUGCAGCGGCGCGCGAUCGAGACAGUCGAGCAUUCGCGCGUGGGGGAGAAGGCGCAGGGCGAAGCAGAGACUGCGGCUGGGGCGAAGGCUGCUGAGCUGGACGCGUCGGCGGAGGAGCUCGAACGAAGCCUGAGAGAGCAGCGCGCGAAGGCGAAGCAGGCAGCCAUGACUGCGCUCCUGACCACGCCCGCCGUGGGCGAAGCAGGCAGCACCAUCAAGAACGGGCGACGCCAGUCCGAGAUGCCCAGACACACCGCUCGACUCGAACUCGCGCCUCCCCCCCACAGAGCAGAUAGCGACGGCUCCCUCGUCGUCCACGGUCCCGCCCUCGAGCGCUCGGCGAGGCGACUCAGCGCGACGGCCGUAGGAGACGGCGCCUUUUCCCUGGCGGCUCAGUUUGCGGUCGCGGCGCGGGCGCCGGCGCCGCGGGAGGAGCACACGCCCGUGCUGCUGCCCGAAGCCACGUCGCAGUUGAGGGGUCCAGUCAGGGAGAAUUGCCCGUUGGCCCCAGUCGACUGUUCGCCCGCGUUCUUGGCUGCGGAGACCGCCGCGGCGCCGGGCGUCUUGCCGGACGGUGGCGAAGGCGUCGAGGCGAGCACGUUGAGCAAGGCGACCCUGAAGCGCGACGCCCGCGAGGCGGAGACUGUACAGAAACCGCAGCCUGCCCGCGGCGAAGGCCCGUGGUCUGGGGAGCCGUGGGUGGUGCCGGUGGUGGAGGGUCAGCGGGUGUCGUCGGCUGACCAGCAGGCGAGUGCGUCGUUCGAAGGCCUUCUUUCGCACAACAGGGAAGCGCUCUCGUCGACUCAGAAGGACAUCCGGGAGUGCAUCGAAGUCUUGCGCCAGUCGCCGCAAGUCCGCCCGCUCGAGACGAAAAGCGCCGCGGGGAAGCUCGGAAAUGCCGGCGAGCACCACACGCCCGUGCGCGGCGGAUCAGCUGCGUCGUGCGGUCUGCCGGAGACCAGCGAGACGACGACGACGUUUGUCACAGAGUUGCUGCGGCGCGCGAACUCCGUCUCAGUGUCGCUCGCGGAGGUGCGCAGGGCGCUUGGCGAGGUCAUUGGCUUCGAGCCUGAGGGCGCGGGCGCCAGAGGCUCCGCCGACGGCCAGGGCACGACGCGGUCGUUCUACUCCAUCCCGCCCACGCCGCUGCCGACGCACAACGGGUCUUUCGAGAAUACCUUGAGUUUCAUCCUCGCGCGCGCCGCGACCCGAACCGACGUCCCCAGAGACGGCUUCGGGACCGGAGGCUCCAGCGACGGCGAAAGCGACGCGAACGAGAAGACAAGCAAGCGCCCCGUGAACGAAGACCGCGGCCUGGCCUCCAUUUACAGUCGCCGGUCGCUCGGAGACAGCGUGGACGGCCUCGGUCAGUGCCGAACUCCGGUAGUGAGCCGCGUCGACCAGUUUCCUUCUGGUCCCUGCGGGCUGCCCUGGUGCUCGAGUUGGUCGGGCUACGUCGCCGCGCCGGAGGGGUCAGUCGGGACCCGGAGGUCCAGCGCGUCCUUCGACGGCAGUUUGCUCACUCCCCAGCCUUCGCGUGUGAGUGCGCGGGGCGGGGCGGACGAGGCGCCGGUCAUCCGAGAUGGCAGUGACAGCGUGCGCAGCUCGCAGUCGGCAGCGGGCGAAGAGCCGGCGCGCGGACGCGAGGCAAUCGACCUCGUCGCCGCAUAUAAGGCGAUGCUGGCCCUCGAGCAGAUUCAGAGGAAGGAACACGAAGUCAAGACCGCGCAGGUGCAAGUGACGACCACAGUCGAGAAGAAAGUGGCCUCCCAGCGCAGCGGGGGCGUGGAGCGGGCAGAGCUGAGACAGGUCGCGGCGCCUCUACCAAGCUCUGCCGCGGGCUCCCUCAGAGGCCUCUCGUCCCCAGUCGCGGCCGCGACCCCCUCAGGAGACGCACAAGGAGACGGCACAGAGCGGCACGCGGCGCCCGCAGCGGCGCCGCAAGCAACCGUGCCGUCUGUGUGUGCGUUCGAGUCCCUGGUCGCCGAUGAGGGCGACCCGAAAGAAGGCGAGGCGGAGUUGACGGGUAAGAAGCUGUCGGCCGAAGCUGUUCCCGAUCGCGCGGCCUCGUCUUCGCAUGUGCGUGGGGACUCCGUGGGUAAGGCGAGCAUCCAGGGCGCGGUGUCGAAAGCGGUGACGAGCGCGGUGACGCACGUGGCGGCGUCUGAUGCCCGCGCGACCAAGUCGGUCACCCAGACCGUGAGCAGAUACGAGGUCGAGUCAGGUGGGCGCAUCGCGCGGGUGAAGCAGCUCCGCUACCCGUCGCGCAUCCAAGUCCGCCACUCGCGGCUGCCCAGCCCCGUCGCCGUUGUCUCCGUCCCGUGCGAAGAGGUCUCCUACGCGCCGUACGCGGUGCCCGUCUCCGCGCUGGCCCUCCCCCCGCAGGGCGUCGCGACCGUCGCCUACUCGCCUGCCCCCGGCGUCUCGGCCGCCGCGCCGCUUGUCGCCAGCUCCGAGGCGACGCAGACCGCGAGCGCUGCUGGCGCCUCGGAGUCCGCCCACGUCAGUCAAACGGCAGGUCGCGUGCAGCAGAUGACAGUGAGCCAGGCGACGGCCGCUCAGGCCGUCGCCUACUGCUACCCCGUGGGGACUUCGUUUGCGUACGUUCCUUCGUACGCAAACGAAGUCCCCACCGGCGCGCCACUCGCGCCGAGUGGAAGUGCGAGGUUUUACGGCUUCGCGGCCGAGGGCGCGGAGGGCAGCGCGCAUGUGCACCUCGCCGCGACGGUGAAGGCCGCGAAUGCCUUCCCGGCGACGCUCGCGCCUGUGUGCUACCGCGAAGUGAAGGAGAAUGACUUGCCCGGCGCCCGCUUGGGCUCCACGGCGGCGGGGGCGGGGGCGGGGGACGACGAGAGCAAGAUGGACUCUGCGGGCGCCGCGGGAGAGAGGGUCUACGCGGAGUUCACUGCGGAAGAGGCGAGACUCGCAGAGGACGCAGGAAAAGUGGCGGCCUUCGUGCCCUCCUCGUACCCGACGCAGUACGCCAUCCUCACCGCCGCAAGUCUGCCGAGCGUGCCUGAGGAGAGCGACCCCGCGGCGCGUGGACUGGACACGUCGCGCAUCUCUACCGGGGGGUGGUGCUGCAGGCCGACAAACCCGUGCGCGAAGAAGUGA